This is a messenger RNA of Rubroshorea leprosula, 3274 nucleotides long. Lineage: Eukaryota; Viridiplantae; Streptophyta; Magnoliopsida; Malvales; Dipterocarpaceae. The record is from the annotation of a GenBank genome assembly.
AUUGUUGGACGCAAAUUAUGGGUCAACAUACCAAGAUACAAUGAAGAGAUGAAUGAAAAAGGGGAGAAAAGAAACAAGCAAGUACUGGAGACAAGAACACAGUAUAGAAGCUAUGCAGAAGUGGUGAGUGACCAGGGAAAAAACAGAGUGUAUGAAGAGAGGAAGUUUCAGAGCAACGAAGAUCAAAGUAGGGGAAGAGGAAGAAGUAGAAGCAGAUCAAGACCAAGAAACCGCUCAAAAGGGAAUAGAAAAAUAUGGCAACAGAUAGGAAAGAGGGAGGAUUGGUCAGGAAUAGAGUACAAGGAAAAAUUCUACAUGGAGGGGUACUUUUCAUGUCGGAUUCGAGCAAUGGGCGGUAAAUUGGUUCUCUUAGAUUGUGAAGACAAGGAAGAACUGAAAGACCUGGUGGAGUUGGAAGCAAAUUGGCUCGAACAAUGGUUUGAGGAAGUGCGACCUUGGACACCAGAUAUGGUGAGCAAGGAGAGGUUUGUCUGGAUGAGAUGUCAAGAGGUUCCAUUAAAUGCCUGGGAACCAGAUUUCUUUGCUGCUAUGGGCUGUGCAUGGGGAAAUUUUAUAUGUUUGGAUGAUAGCACAAGUAAAAGAAAGAGGUUUGAUAUAGCUAGGUUCUUGAUAUCCACUCCCAUCAUGAAUACAAUAUCAGUGAUGCGGCAAGUUAAAGUUAACGGGAUCAUUUACAACAUCAAAUUUACAAAAGAAGAGUUCACCAACAACUUCUUCUCACUGAAACAAGAUUUUAUGCCUACGUUCCAAAGUGAAUCAGAGGAGCAUGAAUCAUUGUCCAUGGAUAGUGACAUAAAGGAACAAGAGUUCAAAAAUCCAGGGGAUGUUGGAAAGGUUGAGAUGAGGUCUCCGGUGACAGAGGUUGAAGAUGAUGACGUGGCAAGCUUCACACAAGAGACAAAGAAGAGGCUUAGGUCACAAGCUGAGGAAAAGGAAGAAAAAUCCGUUGAAGUUGUAGUAAGCAGAUCGGGGAACACAAAAUCAAAUGCAAAUGAGGAAGAUUAUAGAAACAGAGGGAGUGCAAGCGAAAAUGACGAGAGAGAAGAGGAAGACCCAUUCUGGAAAGGGUUCGAAAGUGAAGAGGGGAGGUUAAAAGAAUGGAUGGGUAGGAAGAAUGAGGGGAUCCCGAAGAAGAAAAAUAGGAGAAUCAGAUCUUGUAAGGCGGUGUAUUUAUCAGCAAGAGCAAUAGGUGAAGACGCACAAAGAAGAAAGGGGCGAGGAAAAAAGAGAAAGCAAAAAACAAGAGGAAAGACAACAUUAGAAGACACACUUUGUUCUAAUGAGGAAGUUGCUAGUGGGUCAGUGGGUGACGGUGGAAUACAUAAUUGCAAUAGAAUAUGGAAGGGGCAAGUGCGACAGCAUAUAGCUCAGGAAAUAUGGGAUUUCGCCAAGCAGUUAGGUGUGGUAGCGGAGAAUGAAGAGCAGCAAUGGGGGUUGAGAAGAACAGUGUCAGAUCACUACCCCAUCAUUUUAAAGAAUGAGAUGGUUGAUUGGGGCCCUAAACCCUUCAAAUUUUUUGAUGCAUGGUUAGAACAACCGAGAUGCAAAGAGGUCAUUAAAAAGGCAUGGAAUUCCAGUGACGAAGAAGGUUGGAAAGGCUAUAGGUUCAAGGAGAAAUUGAAGAGAACCAAGAAUGCCUUAAAGGAGUGGAAUGGCAAUUCUACAACAAAAGUGGAUAGUAAAAUUAAUGAGGCUGAGAAGGAGAUUGCAUUACUCGAUAACAAAGAUGAAAUUAAGGAGGCUGUUUGGGACUAUGAUUCUUCAAAAUCUCCAGGUCCAGAUGGAUUUAAUUUCAGAUUUGUCAAGGCCAUGUGGGAAGACAUAAAAGCAGAUGUUGUGGGCUUUGUACAGGAGUUUCAUAGAAAUGGCAAACUUGUCUACGGGUCAAAUGCCUCAUUCAUUGUCCUAAUUCCAAAGGUAGACAAUCCCCAAAAGAUUGAAGAGUAUAGACCUAUAUCGUUAAUUGGGGUCAUGUACAAGAUCAUUGCAAAGCUGUUAGCUAAUCGGCUUCGCAAAGUCCUGCCAAAGAUUAUCGGGGAGCAGCAGAUGGCAUUUAUUGGAGGUAGACAAUUAGUAGAAGGAGCAGUGGUGGCAAAUGAGAUCAUCGAUGAGGCAAAGAGGAAGAAGAUGAAGAGCUUUCUAUUCAAAGUUGAUUUCGAGAAAGCAUAUGACAAAGUCUGCUGGGAAUUCAUUGAUUAUAUGUUGAUGAGAAUGGGAUUCAGUAUAACUUGGAGAAAGUGGAUACAAGAGUGUUUAAGAUCAAAAGGAUUGAACGGGCUUGUGUCAUCUGCAGUUGUUAAAGAGCAGUAUAAAGGAGUGAUAGUUGGAAACGAAGCUGUAUCGCUAAUGGGAAUUGGAGUUGGGGAGGAGUGGAGGGCGAGAAUGGCCUUUAGAUUGUAUUGCAAAGAGGGAGGAUUUCCAUUUAAAUACUUGGGGAUCCCGAUCGGAGGGAACCAUAGAAGGAUUACCAUGUGGCAACCAAUGGUAGAAUCCUUUAAAAGAAAGUUAGAAGGAUGGAAAGGUCGGCAUCUCUCUUUCGGUGGUCGUAUCACGCUCAUAAAUUCAGUCUUGUCUAGCUUGCCCAUCUUCUUGAUGUUAGUUUACCUAAUCCCAAAAGGUACGGAGAAGAAAUGCAAUCAAAUGGGCAAUACAGAGGACGAAAUGUGGAAAUGGGACCUGGCCUGGAGAAAAAUCCUGUUCGAAUGGGAAGCUGAUAGCGCAGAGGAGCUUAACGUCAUGAUCACAGAUACGAGAAUUUCACCAGGUAGCCCAGACAAGUGGCUGUGGACACACAACAAUGAUGGCAAGUACUCAACCAAAUCAACUUACUCAAUGUUGAUAAAAGAUCACGAUGGAUUAAAUGGAGCUUCAACUUUUAAGAGGGUGUGGAAUCCAAUUCUUCCAAAUAAAAUAGCAGCAUUUAAUUGGCAAGUUUUAUUUAAUAGAAUCCCAACCAAACUCAAUCUACUAAAAAGAGGAUGCGCCAAAGGAUGGGAAGACAACAAGUGCGUCAUGUGCGAAGCAGUGGAGGAAGAUUCGGAUCACCUAUUUUUAAAAUGUAGGUUGGUCAAGUGGUUGUGGAAGGCAUAUGCAGCGUGGUGAGGAAUCAAUGUAAGGCUGGAGAAUAAUUGUUUGGAUACAUUCAACAAGCUCGGGGAAGGGAACAAAGAUUCAUGCAUUAGAGAAGGCUGGGACUGCAUCUGGAAUGCUCUGAUCUGGUCGGUGUGGUUAGCAAGAAAUCAGAAGAUUUUUC